Lycium ferocissimum is the source of this 2669-nucleotide messenger RNA. Its product is annotated as protein NLP7-like. The record is from RefSeq and is a predicted model, not a curated record. Gene Ontology annotation, molecular function: DNA-binding transcription factor activity; protein binding. The transcript has 5 exons. Lineage: Eukaryota; Viridiplantae; Streptophyta; Magnoliopsida; Solanales; Solanaceae. Bases 1 to 2280 code for a protein of 759 amino acids.
AUGUCGAAGAGAGUGAGACGUGAUGGCGGUAGUAGUAGUAGUGAUGGGUUUAUGGAGGAAACAUUUGUGAAUGAAACACUUAAUUUAGUAUAUUUUGAAUCUUCUCUUCUUGAUCCAGCUGCUGCACCUGUUUCUAGCUCUACAAUGGGGAAACAGAGGAUCAUAUCUACUAUUGUGAAAAUGUGGAGUUGUACUACUUCUCUGGUUCAAUUCUGGGCACCUAUCAAGGUCAACGGAUCAACUGUCCUGUCAACUGCGGAUCAACCAUUUGCUUUCCAUAAGGAACUUGAUAAGAGGCUGUUUGAAUACAGGAGGCUCUGCCUCGACACUUUGAUUCCCAUUGACAUGUACAAUGAAGAUCUUCUUGGCUCCCCUGGACGAGUUUUCAGAAGUGGGUUGCCAGAAGUUAACCCCGACGUUGGAAGUUACUCCGCUGGAGAGUUUCCACUGCUUGAAACUGCAAUUCGGUUGGGCAUCUGUUCUUAUUAUGCAAUUUCUGUGUUUAACCUCCAUGAUCACCAGUGCGUUGGUGUAUUUGAGAUGGCAUCUACACAACCAUUUCUCUUUAUUCCCGUGACUAUUGAGGACAUGGAUUUGAAGUCAUCUGGGUUGUAUAGCAUUUGUUACUCAACGGACACAAUUGUUAGAUCUUUAGAGGAUGAUUCUGGAAUUGACCAAAUAGAGGCAGGCUUACAUGUGGUCCGUAAAAUACACAGUUUACCCUUUGCUCAAAUUUGGAUUCCUUAUUCUCAAUCAGGGUUACGUGCUGGUGCCUCCAGCUAUGACCGUUCGAGAUCAAUGUAUCGUGAGUUUGAAUAUGCUUCUAAGGUCUGUUUUAUUCCGAGCGGUAAGGGAUUGGUGGGGAGGGCAUUUCCAUCCCAAGGUUCAUGCUUUUGCAAAGAUGUUACUCUGUUAAGCUUGACAGAGUACCCUAUGGUGCCUGGUGCACGAAAAGCUAGAUUGAACCAGUGUUUUGCAAUUUGUUUGAGAAGUAAUAGCGCCAGCAAUAUUAUUUCUGCCGUAGUUGAGUUCUUUCUGCCACCCGACGAAAUGGUUGUUAGAGAUACAAAGACUUUCUUAAACUUGCUUUUAUCCACAAUGAAAGAACAACUUCCAGGUGUCAGAGUUGCUUCUGGAGAAGAACUAGGGCAGAGGAUACGAGUUGAAGUUGUUAAAGUUUCCCCGAGUGAUGAACUUGACUCCUUUGAAAUUGGCCAACCUCUGCCGAUUGUUCAAUCACUUCAGGAUGGAGGAGAAACAGCAGAGAUUGUUUCUUUGUGUCAACAGUCAAAUUUACAGAAUGAGGAGAACAAUGACUUGUUCAUUUUUCUUCCUUCUUGUUCAUCACACAAGCGUGACUCGCUCAACUGCGAAAGGCCAGUGCAAGUUGAUCCAUUACUUCCUCAUCCAACACCAGAAGCUGGGACAAACAGAGGGACGGUUAACGUGGAUGUGGCACAUGAUGAUCAUAUUGAGUUUGAAAAGGACACAGGACAAAUGAUGCAGCCUGAUUCACAUUUUGAGCAACCAAGUGUAGAAAUUGAUUCUACGGGCAAUGCUAUGAGUAAUGACAAACUCGAGCAUAAUGAUAUUGCUAGAUGUUUGCCCGUAGUUGAAGCUGAAGCCACAAAUGAAGAUAGUAACGUCAUCAGUGGAGCAACGACUAACAACGAGAAAAUCCAUUCACAGAAGAACAAUGAAAUACAGAGGAUAGAAAAAAAUUAUCAGAUCACUCGUGAUAUUCUAGAGCAGCAGUUUGGCUCGACUCUCGAAAAUGCUGCCAAAAAUCUACGUGUUAGUCGAGCAACUCUGAAACGAAUAUGUAGAGAAUAUGCUAUCUCUAGGUGGCCACAUCAUAAGACUAGAAAGGUUUACCACAAUUUUAGCCAAGGCAUAUCUUUACAAGGUGCUGAACCCUACAUGGGAGAUCAACAAUGUCCUAAUCUUUCCCAAGAAAAAGGAACAAAUUGUAGUGUGCACAAAAAAUCUCGUUCAACAGGAAAACCUUGUGAUGAUAGUGUGAUGUCUAUAAAGGUUACAUAUAGAGAUGAUAUCAUAAAGUUCACACUCACCCCUUCAUCAACCAUGGUAGAACCGGAGGGGGGAGUGGAAAAGAGGCUUAACAUAUCACUUCAAAUAUUUCCAAUUAAGUAUCAAGAUGAGGAUGAAGAUUGGGUAACCAUUACAGGGGAUUCAGAUUUGAGGGAGGGUAUGCAUGAAAUAAGAUUGUUGGGAAGGACUGCUAUGAAAUUAGUUGUUACCCCAAAAUCUGACACGUGAAGGAUUUUCCCUCAAUUGUUAUGGUUCAUCUUCAUCGCAGAAUUUUUGUGACGUAUCCUUUCGAUGAUACGGUGUUGUUUCCUGGCCAGCAGUAUUCUCGAACAGUCUUUGAGGUCAUGAUUAGACUUAACACUAUUUUUAUGCAGUUGUUAAUUAGUAUCAUACACCAUUUUCAAAUUUGUUUGGUAGCCAUGAGUUUGUCUCUCCCCACCCUAGCCCACACACAAACACAACAAAGACUCGUAUUGUAUAACAAGAGGAUUGAAUUCGUAUGUAUAUACUCCUAGACCUGUGUAUAUAGUAAUUUUUAGUCCAAAUGCUUAGUUAAAGAUAAUGUAAUAAUUGAACCAAGGUCAUUAAUGCCAUUUAUGUAUGAACUUUUUCUAUUA